ACGUACAAUCUAAAAUGGCGUCUUUUUUACACCCUAGGUAGUGCACUACCUCUUUUAACGCUGCGCUAUUUGGGAUUGGGCCACGUAGCCAUAUGUGUCCAGCUUUUACUCAUGCCCAGAAAGCAGAAUCACAUAUGAUAUACUCUGCCCGUCCAAAAAAACAAAAUAAAGUCACCACCUGGAUUUAACUAAGCAAAUAGGAUGGGCAGAGGCUAUAUUGUUGAAGAGAGUGUGGAGAAGUAUCUGACCAACUUGUCAGCAGCUGCGGGAUCAUGUGAGACUGGACUGUUCAUUGGCCAGUGUUCAGCACAGAGGGACUUUGUGGUUCUGGCUGUCCAGACGCCUCACAGAGAGACUGAGGGAGCCACAGAGGGCAAGAGAACGCCAAGCUCACUGGACAGCAUUGAUGUUGAGUGGGUUGCUGAGCAUGCCAGGCAGGUUUCUCGGAUGCUCCCUGGAGGUGUGAGCAUUCUGGGUUUGUUUCUCAUCGCCCCACCCGAGGUGUCAAAAGAAGCGCAGAACACACUAAAAAAGUUUGUCUUUGCUGUGGAUAAAUCCUUGUCUAAAAACAAGCUGUGGGAUCUAUCAGAGGACGAUGUGACUGAGCGCAUCACCCUGCACAUCUGUUCCAAAACAAGAAAAGCCAUCUGCAGAACAUUUGAUGUGAAAGAUCCAAAGUGUUCAGCAAAGCCUGCAGAUUGGAGGUAUCAGAGUGGCAUCUCAUCCUCGUGGCCCCUGAUCACCUGCAACGUGCAGCUCGACUUGCAGAUCCCUGUGACAUCAGAAAAUGUUGACGGGUCCAUUAAGGAUCAACUGAGGACAUGGGCUAAACAGAUCGAGGCUGCUCUCUGUCUCAUAAACGGCAAAGCUGUAACAGAUGACUCUGAGCUCCUGUCAGGGCCAAAAAAGGGCACAAAGGCAAGCCAACAGCAGUCAUUUAAAGCACAGAUCCUCGUCUCAGCAGAGGAUACAGAUGCGAGCCAGAUGUCCAGCGCUGUAGUGCACGAGUGCAGCGGCUCGGUGUGUGUGAGAGGAACAGUUCACUGCAGAGCUUACAUUCAUACCAACAAACCUAAAACCAGACAUGCUGCACAGGCACUCAAGAGGGAUGUAAUGAACACUGUUUUCAGUCGAGUGGAGAUGCUUCUGGAGGAUCUGCUCAUGAGUGAAGGAGAUCUGGCAUGCGGACAGCAGGAUCUUCCUCGGCGUGUAUUUGCCCCCAUAUUUGGCUCUGGACUGAGUGUGUGUGACUACAUUUUCCCAGAUGAGAGCACUGCGGAUGUGGCUGAGCGGUUUAAAGAAAUGCUCGGGUUUGAUGUAUCAGAGAGGGAAAUGGACAUCGGCGUGGAGGCUCCAACAUGUUGCUCUGUUUUGGGAGUGGAAGAUGGAUGUGAUGAAGCCACUGACAAUGUGCCUAUGCAAUCCAGUGCUGAAACAGUCCCAAAAAAGGAAGCAGCAAUACAAUAUGCAGCAGGCGUGGUGGUAGCAGCUGCAGUUGCCCUCUUGGCAACAGUGACCUCCCUACUCUAUCUUACCGAUUAACCAUGAGACCACAGUUGUUUAUUAUAAUUAUAAUAAACUAGAAAAUUACCUUUU
This is a messenger RNA of Silurus meridionalis, 1596 nucleotides long. It is a transcript of the gene odr4, whose product is annotated as odr-4 GPCR localization factor homolog. The transcript has 14 exons. Gene Ontology annotation, biological process: intracellular protein localization. The record is from RefSeq and is a predicted model, not a curated record. Bases 202 to 1542 code for a protein of 446 amino acids. Lineage: Eukaryota; Metazoa; Chordata; Actinopteri; Siluriformes; Siluridae. Gene Ontology annotation, cellular component: endomembrane system.